This is a messenger RNA of Meloidogyne enterolobii, 625 nucleotides long. The record is from the annotation of a GenBank genome assembly. NCBI's taxonomy places the organism in Eukaryota, Metazoa, Nematoda, Chromadorea, Rhabditida, Meloidogynidae.
UGAAUCCUACAAAUUCAUACGAAUGGCCGAAGAUCUCCAUGACGUUGCUAGGUAUCUCAAUGAGAUGCGCGUUUGCUUUUUACUGUUAACUGGGACGGUCUACAUUUUACUCGGUAUUUAUUUUGUCUGUUGGUGUAUUCGUAGAAAUAGAAGGCGUGUUAGUAACCCUGCGAAUAAUUCUUCUGGAAGGCGUUUGCCUAAUCAUAGAUGGGGGGAUUUACAGGGUGCCGAAUAUGAAAACGCCAUUACAGCUCAAACAACAAACAUUGGCCAAACAGCCUCAGACGAUUUGGUUUCUUUUAGAAGCGAUGGUGCAGUGCCUGGGGGGAAAGCAAAUUUAAGUUCACAAUUUGGAGGGACUGGACAACAACACGGGUUGGGCUCUGGAAGUGGACCUCCACCCUUUGGAAUGCCCGGAAGGGGAACAGCAAAUAGACAAGCAGCACCUUCUUUUAUGCGGCAUGGGGGAAGUGGAGUUGGAAUAGGCUCUAUGCCUAAUCAUAGGUUGGGAUUGAGAAAAAUAUCGACAAAAUUGGGAAUUUGCGGGGGAAAUGUCUUAAUAAAUGAUAAUUUUGUGAAACCUAAACACGGGUUGGGGACUCUAGUAAUCGCUAGAAAUACUUGA